Galeopterus variegatus (Sunda flying lemur) is the source of this 933-nucleotide messenger RNA. RefSeq names its product olfactory receptor 6N2-like. The transcript has a single exon. Lineage: Eukaryota; Metazoa; Chordata; Mammalia; Dermoptera; Cynocephalidae. Gene Ontology annotation, biological process: G protein-coupled receptor signaling pathway. Gene Ontology annotation, cellular component: membrane. The coding region runs from base 1 to 933 and encodes 310 amino acids. Gene Ontology annotation, molecular function: G protein-coupled receptor activity; olfactory receptor activity. The record is from RefSeq and is a predicted model, not a curated record.
AUGGAUCAUUUCAACCAUACCUGGAGCCAGAGUUUCAUCCUUGCUGGUUUCACUGCCAUUGGGAACCUAUGGCCUCUUGCCUUCCUGGGGACACUGUGUAUCUAUCUCCUCACUCUUGCAGGGAACAUUUUUAUCAUCAUCCUGGUUCAGGUAGAUUCUGGACUGUCCACACCCAUGUACUUCUUUAUCAGUGUCCUCUCCUUUCUGGAGCUCUGGUACGUCAGCACCACGGUGCCCACGCUGCUACACACCUUGCUUCACGGGUGCUCACCCAUCUCAUCAACUAUGUGCUUCCUCCAGCUGUAUGUCUUCCAUUCUUUGGGCAUGACUGAGUGCUACCUGUUGGGUGUCAUGGCACUGGACCGCCACUUUGCCAUCUGCCGCCCCCUGCACUACCAUGCACUCAUGAGCAGACGGGUACAGCUGUGGCUAGCUGGGGCCCCUUGGGUGGCUGGCUUCUCAGCUGCACUUGUGCCAGUCAGUCUCACCGCCACUCUGCCCUUCUGCUUGAAAGAGGUGGCCCAUUAUUUUUGUGACCUGGCACCACUAAUGCGGUUGGCAUGUGUGCACACGGGAGGGCAUCCUUGGGUCCAUAUUGUAGUGAUUGGCAUGAUCAACACAUGCAGUCUUGUCCUUAUUUUGGGACUCUAUGGAGGCAUCUUGAAAGCUGUGCUGAAGCUGCCCUCAGCUGCCAGCCGUUCCAAGGCUUUCUCCACCUGUUCCUCCCACAUAAUUGUAGUGACACUGUUCUUUGGCUCUGCCUUCAUUGUCUAUGUGGGACCACCUGGGAUCCGAGCUGAGGGCAAAGGCAAGCUUAUUGCCUUAGUUUAUUCUUUUCUUACCCCUUUUCUCAACCCCAUCAUUUAUACUCUUCGUAACCAAGAGGUGAAGGAGGCUAUCAGGAGGAUCACCCAGAGGAUUAGGGCUGUGUGA